Molecule: messenger RNA, 1960 nt
Organism: Cylas formicarius (sweet potato weevil)
Lineage: Eukaryota; Metazoa; Arthropoda; Insecta; Coleoptera; Brentidae
Gene: muc
Product: dihydrolipoyllysine-residue acetyltransferase component of pyruvate dehydrogenase complex, mitochondrial
Exons: 7
Coding region: 204-1685 (493 amino acids)
Biological process (GO): pyruvate decarboxylation to acetyl-CoA
Cellular component (GO): pyruvate dehydrogenase complex
Molecular function (GO): dihydrolipoyllysine-residue acetyltransferase activity
Source: RefSeq, a predicted model, not a curated record
CUGACAUCACUGUCAAAAAUUAUCAAAAUUUUCCUUAAUUCCUAUCAAUUUUCAAUUUGUUAACGUCAUAGAGUCGCAAUCGUCGUUCAGUUUGAUCGUAAAAGUCUUUUAAAUGACCUUAAGGAGAUAGUGAGUGGUUGGCCCUCGAUUUUUUAAAAAAAAAUCUGCUUUUAUUAACUAAAUCAAAGACAGCAAAUUAAGUCAUGUUCCGUAACAUAAUUUUAAGGAACGAUGUGGCCAAAAUUUUGGUUAAAAGAGCGUUACGCGGUCAAAAUUUGAGAAAUAUUUCGAUUCAGUGUAUAAGAACGAAACAUUAUCACAGAUUUUUACUUAAUAGCAAGCAAAUAAUAAAGCCAUGGAAAACAACAGACAAAGCUUUGGUAAAGUAUUAUUCAAGCGGUCUUCCAGCUCAUACGAGGGUAGCUUUACCAGCACUAUCUCCCACUAUGGAAAUGGGCAGUAUUAUCAGUUGGGAAAAGAAGGAGGGUGACAAAUUAAAUGAGGGUGAUCUUUUGGCUGAAAUUGAAACUGAUAAGGCCACUAUGGGCUUUGAAACACCAGAAGAAGGUUACUUGGCAAAAAUUUUGAUCCCAGCUGGUUCAAAAGAUGUUCCUAUUGGGAAACUGGUCUGUAUAAUAGUAGAAAAUGAAUCUGACAUAGCUGCCUUCAAAGACUUCAAGGACGAUGGCGCUUCCAGUGCUGCAUCACCAGCUCCAUCUGUAGAGGCUCCAAGCAUCCCACAGGCUGAUCCUCCAUCUCCACCACCUGCUCAAGGGGCACCUACUGUUCCCAAAGUUGAGGCAGCUGGAUCAAGAGUAUAUGCAAGUCCCAUGGCUAAGAGAUUGGCUGAGCAAAGAAAUAUCAGGCUUCAAGGCAAAGGUACGGGAUUGUUCGGGUCAAUUACUUCUGCUGACUUACCUGUAGCAGGUGCAGGACCUAUUGCCUCUCAAGUAGUACCUGGAGCUCCAAUUGCUGCCCCUGCAUCUGCCAGUCCAUAUGUAGAUGUUCCUGUGAGUAACAUUAGGCGCACCAUAGCGAAGAGACUGUUGGAAUCAAAGCAAAACAUACCUCAUUAUUAUCUAUCUGUUGAAAUUAAUGUUGAAAAUUUGCUUAAAGUUCGAGCCAAAUACAACAAGAAAUUAGAGAAACAAGGGGUGAAGAUGAGUGUCAAUGAUUUUAUUAUUAAAGCCACUGCUGUCGCCUCUCAGAAAGUUCCGGAGGCCAACUCAUCGUGGCAGGAUAGUUUUGUAAGACAAUAUAAAAAUGUGGAUGUCAGUGUAGCAGUUUCUACUGAUAAGGGUCUAAUAACUCCAAUCAUCUUUGAGGUUAACAACAAAGGUGUUGCUGAGAUUAGUAAAUUAGUGAAGGACUUGGCAGCUAAGGCAAGGGAUGGCAAAUUGCAACCACAUGAGUUCCAAGGUGGUACUAUAAGCGUUUCUAACUUGGGAAUGUUUGGCAUAAGUCAGUUCGCGGCUAUAAUUAAUCCUCCCCAAAGCUGUAUUUUAGCUAUAGGGACAACGACGACUAGACUAGUUGCGGAUGAUUCCGAAAAGGGUUUCAAAGAGGCCCAGUUUUUGAAUGUGAGUUUAAGUUGCGACCACAGGACGGUAGACGGCGCUGUAGGUGCCAACUGGUUGAAAGCCUUCAAAGAAUGCCUGGAAGAUCCCGUAGCGAUGAUUAUUUAAUUGUAUAUUAAGUCAAAACUUUUUUUUUUACAAAGUGAAGCUACUCAUCAAAGUUUUUCUUUGAAUUGUUAUUUUGCCAAAAUGAUAUAUAUACAUAUAUUAACUUUAUACAUCUACAAUUUAUCACGCCAUUUUAUUGUUACAGAAUCACCAUACAUUUUUGUGUCAUAAUUUUCUGGGAACUGAAUAAGAAAUUUUGCAUUUAGAUUUUAAAGAAUGACUCCAUCUAAAAGUAUCUGUUCAAUUUUUGACUGUUUCAUUUUACGUUGUUUUAU